Cavenderia fasciculata is the source of this 246-nucleotide messenger RNA. RefSeq names its product profilin I (gene proA). The coding region runs from base 1 to 246 and encodes 81 amino acids. NCBI's taxonomy places the organism in Eukaryota, Evosea, Eumycetozoa, Acytosteliales, Cavenderiaceae. Gene Ontology annotation, molecular function: actin monomer binding. The record is from RefSeq and is a predicted model, not a curated record. Gene Ontology annotation, cellular component: cell cortex. The transcript has 2 exons.
AUGUUUAAUGACACUGAGUCAUUUACCAGCUGUGGAUUGAUGAUUGGAGGUAUUCAUUAUUCAUAUGUCCUUAAAGAAGGACAAUUAAUUAUGCUCAAAGCAGAUGAAGAAAAAAAAGGUGGAUCAUGUCUUUACAAGACAAAACAGAAUAUCGUCAUUGGAGUAUAUGAUUCAUCAAAAGAUCCAAAAAAGGUUUAUACAACUAUGGAAAAAUUAGGAAAAUAUUUAGUUGAAAAUAGUUAUUAG